UAACACAGAGGUCUGAUAUGGUUUUGAUCAUUAAUCUUUGUUGGGCUGACGCCGUACAAGUACUUGUUAGUCUUGUAGGAAGAGAUGCUGUCGUGUUCUAACAUUCUACGUGUUCUAGUCCUCGUCACCAUCUCAGGUCUCGUGGAGAGUAGAAAUGGAUCCGCAGAGUUUGACAUCAGAAAACACCUGCUGGAUGGGUAUGACAAAGUAGUCCUACCAUCCGAGCCUGAUCGCCUGGCUCUCAAUUUUUCACUAAAAUUUGUACAGAUCAUGGACGUGAAAGACAAAGAGCAGCUCGUUUCCGUGGAGUGCUGGUACAGUAUGAAUUGGAUAAACUCCUUCCUUAAGUGGGACAAAAAGAAAUACCAGAACGAAAGCCGUGUUUUCUUCGACCCCUCUGAAAUCUGGGUACCGGAUAUUGCUCUUUAUAACAAUGGCGAUGAUAAAGUGCAAACUUCUGGGGGGCGUACCAAGUUCCUGACAAAUAUAGUCGUCGAAGAUACUGGCAAGUGCGUCUGGAGCGGACCUGUGACCUUCACCUUCACUUGCUCCAUGGCGCUGAGUCGAUGGCCGUUUGACGAUCAGAAUUGUACUAUGAAAUUUGGCUCAUUGUCAUACGGCAAAAACAACUUCAUCAUAUCCAAGGUGAAGGUCUCCAAAUCUGACGACUUUAUUGAAAAUAGUAACUGGGAACUGAAGAACAUAACCGUUGCGUUGCAAGAGACUGACCAUGGCGACUGCUGUCUGUUCGGUUUCUCACAAGUAACCUACACUUUAAACAUGGCGCGCAAAUUUAAAUACCACAUGUUCUACCUUGUCGCCCCAUGCCUACUCAUGGUCAUCUUGUCGCUAUUCAGCUUCUGGAUCCCAUCAGAAAGCGGCGAGAGAAUCGGCUUCGUCACAACUCUUCUCCUCGCCAUGAUGGUGUUCCUUCUUGUAGUUCCAGACCUCAUUCCCGAGUCAUCAACCAGCAUCCCUAUUUUAGGCGUUUUCCUCAUGGCGACUCUGGUUAUGGUUAGCCUCAUUUUGAUGAUCACCAUAUUCGUCCUGGUGAUUCAUCACAAGGAAGGCGUCCCGCCAACAUGGAUCCAGAAACUCUUCUGCGGCAAGCCCAAGCCAGUCAACAGAGUGGAAGUCCAGUCACGUGAUGAAGAUCCAUUUGAGCCCGCAAUGCGAGCCCAUCAGCCUAACUAUGGUGAUGUCAAACCACCAAACACUCCUGGCCCCACUAAGGUGUUCAUGAGAGAGAAGAAAUUCACUGAGAACAACCCGAUGACGUACAAGGAGAUUUCCGAGAAGCUUGAUGUCAUCUUCUUCUGGGUGUUCGUGUUGGUGUCUUGUGUGUUGUACAGUGCGAUCUUGACACAGAAGGAUAUGAAGUGACCUUGGUUCUUGUUUGUUUUACUCUUAUCAUCAACACUAUCACCAAGAAAAAAAUCAGUGGGUGCUGACUAAACACGUGUAGUUUAACUUUCUAUCGCUCCUUUCACCCUUUCUGGUCGGUGGAACAUACCUUGUCACUUUUUGUUUUUUUUGUAAGAGAUCGUUUCUCUCUAGGGAUUGUGCACUCGUUGCGACACCUAUGCUUUUAAUGAUUGCAACACAGAGAUCUAUUCUAUAGAGAAUAGUUAAAUCAAAGUUUUAUUAUUGCCUGAUAAAUUUACAAGGGAAAGCCUUGGGAAAGUAAGCAAAGAGCAUUUUCAAAUAGUUUCUCGCAAAAUUUGCCGCGUGAUGACAAGUCCAACACAGUCCCAGCGGGGAAAUUUGUUGUUCGAUGCUAAUAAAGGCUUGUUGACAGA
This is a messenger RNA of Nematostella vectensis (starlet sea anemone), 1799 nucleotides long. Its product is annotated as neuronal acetylcholine receptor subunit alpha-5. NCBI's taxonomy places the organism in Eukaryota, Metazoa, Cnidaria, Anthozoa, Actiniaria, Edwardsiidae. The record is from RefSeq and is a predicted model, not a curated record. Bases 85 to 1383 code for a protein of 432 amino acids. Gene Ontology annotation, biological process: monoatomic ion transmembrane transport; signal transduction; regulation of membrane potential. The transcript has 6 exons. Gene Ontology annotation, molecular function: neurotransmitter receptor activity; extracellular ligand-gated monoatomic ion channel activity; transmembrane signaling receptor activity. Gene Ontology annotation, cellular component: synapse; neuron projection; membrane.